GAAGUUGUCUUCCCAUUUUCUAUUUCCAGUUGUCGAAAUGGCUAAGAUUGCCCUCGGAUUGACGCCCGGCCAGUCGAGCACCAGUGGAACAUCCAGCCUAUCCGCGAGCCUGGAGUCAUCUUCCUCGGUCGGUGGCAUACCUUCGGCUGCCAAGCGAGGUCGCUUACUAAUCCGCCAACAGCGGAUAAAGAAAGAAAGCGAUUCAUCUUCGUCCGGCCAGCAGUACGGCUCCGAUCUGGACACCCCGGACGGAACGACCAUGUACUCACAAAACCUGCUGACGGUUCCGACGCACCAUCGCUUCGAGAGGCAGGUUUCCGAACCGAUUAUCCCGACAUCUCCCGCCGUAUCGUCUCCGCCGGAAGCCCGGAACGCAGGCGCCGAUCGGUCGCAUAGUGGACACCAUCUGGCCGUCUCCCAGCAACCAUACCUUGUGAAACAGCACUCCCACCCAUUGCUGCCUAGCCAAACCUCGAGCUCCCUGGCACCCCAUCAGGCGUUCCAGACCAUCUCGUCAUACUCUCUGCAACGUCAGCUCUCUCACCCAAUGACCACCACACAAAGCUCAACUCCGCUAACGCUGGUCACCAGCAGUAUUGGCUCGACCCACUAUCUGACGCCGUCCUCCUCUCUGAAAACCGACUCGGACGAAGAACCGUCGACACCCGCGUCUACAAUACCGCAGAUCCAUCUACAUACUGAUCGCACAUCGAGUCCGACCGUUGUUCUGGUUCCCGAUUUGGAAUCCCUGCAGCAACAGCAACCCCAUUUAUCCGGUAGUACAGUAGGUAGCACUGGUGGAGCUAGUACCACAACGAUUACCACCAGUAGUACUUCCGGUACUAGCACCACCAGCUCAACCACUGCUGCACUACUAGCCGACCUGAGUUCAACGACACCGAGUUCGAUCCGAGUGAAAGGCGAAGAGCUGUCCCGAUCCGCUUCGUCCCCUUUGACGAGUAGCCGAUCGGCGGAAAUCCCUGGCUUGGACAGCCAGCGGUCCAGCCACUGCCCGGUGGUACGGGAGGGCCCUGCGUUGGGAUGCAACUUCUGCUGGAACACCAUCGAUGCCCAUGGGCGAAUUCUGCGGCGGAAAACUAAAUACCACUGUCCCGAGUGCCAGACCAACCUGUGCAUCGUGCCGUGCUUCCAGGAGUACCACGAACGACAGUCGGCGGAAAAUCCCGCCCCUACGGGGAAUGAUAGUGGUGGUGGCGGCGGAGGUGGAAGCAGUGGGAGUGGAACAAGCGGUAAAUCCGGCCUGCGGAACUAUCCCAAGUCAGGUUCGAUGUAAGCGAGGGGCGAUUAUUGACGCUUUUCUUUUUAUGUGUUUGGGGUCAAGGUGGGGACUGUACACGAGGAGGGGUGUCCUCACAGCUUUUUAGGGACAUCCCUAUCUGGUGCAGUAAUGUGUCAUUUUCUUCGUUGUUCAUAGUUGUUUAUAGGAGGGCAAGAAAUGAACACUCACACAAACACUGACUACAAUAGAAAGUAAUGAAAUUUUGAACGCACCUUCGGCUCGGAUCGCUCCCCCGAUCACGAUCGUCUACUCAGAUUUACUCGAACGUUAUUGGAAUGCUGAUUGAAAACAAAGACGUAAUCCUAAGUCAGCACUCAUGGUAUGGUUUCUUCGUUACAAGAGACCGAGACACCGCCGUAAUCUGUUGGCCAUACUGCUGUUAAGUCUAGUAGGCACCAGGUGACAGUGCUGUACAAAAGUUAUGCAAGUGACUAUUAAUUACCAAAGUAACCAGAAGUUCUGAUAAGAUGGUUGCGGAUUGUUAUAUGUUGCUUUGUAGCCUUUCAAAGUAAAUCCAUGAGUAGUUAUCUGAACUUAAAAGUUCACAUUAUGAGUUUGAAUAGUGUACUAAGCUGUUUCUGACGAAACAUGUAGAAACAAAACAACAUUUUCAACUACAUUUUAACAACUGUUUUGAACUUACUCCGCAUUACUAGAUAACUUCAAAUUUGCCUUCCAUUAUUUAUUUUUUUCUAAAGUGAGCCAUUGAAAUGACAAUUUAGAGUUCUUAAGUGAACUUCCAGGGCGCUUGUAAGUUCCGAGUAGCAUCUAAACCAGCUUUCGAGCUUGACAUUUGUAGGAACUUCUGUGCAAAGUUCUAAUCAAGUUCAACGUAUCCCUCUUAAGCAGCUUGAAAUCUGUUUAAGAUGCUCUUCUGAACUUUAUGUAGGCUAAAGUUACUGAUCAGCACACUUUAACCUCUUAAGCAACCAGGAAGUUCCGUUCAGAAUUUUUUCUCACAUUUUUAACACUUGAAAGUUUUUUUUUGUGGAAUGGGAAUUAUGGUUAGUUGGGUAAAUCAGAUUGUUUUUGAUUGAAAGGUUUUCGAAUUCGAUGGAAGUUUUUCAAUGAAAGAUAUUCCUGGCCUGAUAGAAAACCCGAAAUGUAAACAAAUACAAGCUUCAAAUGUGAACGGUAAUGCAUUGUCGGCAAUGACAGCUCCGCAGUAAUGUCGUCCUGAAUCUGCCGGAAGGCGAUGGUGAUCGUAAUCCUGUUUCGUUUGUCGGUGGAGUGACCGUCCGGAGGGGUUUUAGUCACACGUAUAUUUGUAUAAGUCCUCCCAGGAUGUAGAGUGGACACUUUGGCCGUGAUUAAUCAGAUUCGUUCAGCAGCUAGAUGGGAGGCAAAUAAACAAACAAACUUUUUGAAACGGUACGCGACCGAACCACAUUUUGAAUCUAGACAGAACAAAGAAGAAAACAGAUGAAGCCUUAAAACCGCGAUCACUGCUUUUUGGUGAGAAAACGAAAUCGAAGUCAUGUUUUAUUGGGAACUGCUGUAAAUGAGUGUAGGUAGGAUUAUACUGAUUGUAGUAGAGUUUUAAGACACACGCUGUGGAGUUUUGAGGGUGUUAGAGCAUUUUUUUGGAAAUAGGAAUUCUGCUUCUCAGUUUCUCAUUGUGAAGAAAAAUUAUACCUAACAAAUUAAUUGUGUUGUAUUCUCUGCUUCAAUAUGAGCAAUCGUUGUUGUUUACAUCACUACUCUUACUGUUUUGACCUCGGUUAUUUAACACUUAUAUGUUUUUCAGAACUAGGGCCGCAGAUCCAUUAGUGAUUUUUCUUUUAUUCCAUUUCAUGUUUUUUUUUGAUAAGGGCGAAUUUAAAAUGAUAAACUUUUCUAAUCAAACUUUCCGAAGACAUUUCAAAAUGAACUUUGAUGGGAUACAUAUAAGUAGAGAUUUGUUUGACAAUUCUUAUUAUCAAAGAAUACAUUCUUUGCAAAUUCAAAAUUGGAUUCCAAAAUGUUUUACUUUAAAAUAACCUUUAACUUUAAAAUUCGCAAAGCGUGAACUUCAAAGCUGCUUUGAACGCUUACAAGUUGAACAUGAGCCUCCCCUUCCGGAAAACAGGUAAUUGAUGAUAAGUCCGAUAUAUCCAACCCAACAAGAACCGCCGCAGUCGUACGAGUAAGAACCGUUUACGAUCGAUCCCACAGCAAACACCCAAGGAGAAACUUUUCAUUAUAAUUCACAAGUCAUCACCAACAGUGGCGCCAAGUCCUGGUUCAAAUCCACGGCUCAAUUCUACGAGGUGCCCAAAACAAGGGUUUUCAAAAAACUGGAAGAUGAGAAAAAGUUUCAGCAGCAGUAUCUGGAUCAGAAGUACAGUUUAAUAUUGGAGUUUGACAGCGAAUUCAGCAGUGAAGUACUGGACGGAAGUGAGUUGGAGAGGAUUGAGGACUGAAUUUUUUCAACGGGACAUCGUAUUGUGCGGCAAAAUUGGACUCUGAAGUUCAUGCAAGGGUUAAAGAAUAAAUCUCGCGCUCAGUAUCAUACGGGCGUAUCUACAAUGAUCGAUUUCUCUCCAUCGAUUUUCUCUUCGGCUAAUAACUUGGCCUGCAAAUCAGUUUUGAUUGUUUUUGUUGUUUUAGAUGCUAGUCCUAGCCGUCCUUCACCGAAAUACACCGAGAGAUCAUCCGAAUAUUGAUCGUAUUUUCCGGAAUAAUCCGAAGAGAAAAUCGAUGAAGAGAAAUCGAUCAUUGUAGAUACGCCUGUAUGAUACUAAACGCGAGAAAUAGACAGUACAACACAAAUCUGCUCAAGUGCUCACGAUACACAUCACUCGAAGGAUGGAUCAGCAAUAUACGCAAGCCUUCAAUGUUGACGAACUUCAACGUGUAGUAGCAAAAAAUAUCUGACAGCGCUUGUAACUGGCAACCUGAACGACAUUGGAACAGUUCCGGUCGGUAUCUCGGAAUACGGUCCUCCAGUUCAUAAUAUUGGGAUAGCGUCUAUUACGAACAACUUACUACCUCAACAAGGCUCAACUCUGAUGCGCCAGACUGUGUUCUACAACAUUUCGACCUGGUAGGACACAAAAUGGUUUUCCUUCCGUGUUUAAUACUUCAUAGCCGGCAUAGCAGUAAUCCUCAAAAUGCUGUAUGGAAGACUAGAAGCUAUAAUCCACAAUUAAAAAGGUUAGAGCCCUACCGAGUUAUAAUACAUAGGGAGAAAUUGGAAACCGUAGUCAAUUUCGUCCUCGGAGUUGACAACCUUGUAGACUUAAUUGCGACUGCCUCCCACAGUCUCACUAACCUUCUAAUAUCCGCCCUACAGAAUCCGGACAAACAGUUCAGGCUUCCAGAUGUACCUACAGAAGGAAACCUGAAAAUUUCCACCGCAUACGUUGCAGGCAUGCGAAUUGCAAGAACGAUAUCCUCAUCUAGCGCGACUACCGUUCGAAUCAAAUGAACUAAGUGGGGCUGCUGCUCAAUCGACACUAAGCGCAUUCAUCAUGUCAACCACCAUUGUGUUGAAACUUGCACCCUUGCACUGCUGCGCAGGAAAUCAAGAUCUUCAUUUGUCAGUGAAGAAAGGAUAUAACGGAUGACCUGUUAUGGAAGUAUGGACAACGUUAGACUACCGGAGUCAAAGCAAAUGGCUUUGAACCGAUGUAAGUGUUUGGAUCGUCGUCUGAUGAAGCACCUCUCUCUAACGGAAAUUUUCAGGCUCAAAAUUGAAGAGUACGUCGCGAAAAGUUAUUAUGGAAAACUUAUUAUGGAAGAGCUUAUAAUUCCAUGAAGUCCAAGAAACCGGGUAGAACAAGGUUAGUAAGGGACGCCAUCGCCACUGUUCAUGGUGUAUCCCUGAACUCCGUUUUAUUACGAGAGUUCAAGAUAGCAUUUGCGCCGAUCGUCGGAAAUGUAUCAUAUGGUACUGAUGCGCGAGGACGACCAACAUUAACAGCGGUUCUUUUUAAAGUAACAAUGACUCAGAUCCUGAACCAAGUAUAUACGUCAUGAAGAUGCAAUCAUUCAGCGUGUACUGUUCGCCCAGUAUCGCAAAACAUAAAUAUUAAAAAUCAUAAUGCUGAACAAUUCAAGAAAGAAAGCCCAGCAGCUGUUGAAGCAAUUACCAACUAUCACUACGUGGACGAUACGCUUAUGAGUGUGGAGAAGGAGAAGAAACCGUGUAUCCGAAUGUUAGAGAGAUCCACAAGAAGAUGAUAGAAUGAAAAGCGUCUGACCAGAUCAGAUGGAAUGCCCUGUUACAGUAGUGCCUAAUAAGGAAUGAUUUAUUGAGGGGAUACAAAUUCAAUGCUUAAGUUAUGUUAACAUCUCCCCUUAAGUGAGUAUUUGAUUACACAUAAUAACUUCUUGCAGCUUGGGUCCAGGUAACGCCUUGGUCAGGAUAUCUGCCGCCUGCAGAUUGGAAGCCACGUGUUCCUCCAGCUUGAUCGACUUCGCCUCAAUUUGCUCUCAAAUGAAGUGGUAUCGCAUGUCGAUAUGCUUCAUCCUCGCCGAGUAUAGUAAAGCCCAUCUCCUUCUCAGCCAGGCAGAUUGAACUCUUGUUGUCGUACUUGAUAAACAGUGACUCGUGGAUGCCAUACAGCUCACGGAUGAACCCUUGCCUUCAGAUGAUCUCUUGAGUGUCAUGUAUCACCCCGAUAAUUCGACAACGACUUUGUCGAAUUACCCGGGUAAACUUUUAAAACCUUGCUCAGUAAAACUUGGUAACUCUAUUUUUGUUUUUGUUUUUAUUUUCGGAUUUGUUAUUGAACAUAAUUUCAACAGAUAUCGUGGUAGUGCAAAUAAAAAGCUCGUUCUUUCUACGAUUGUUGCUUACCUCAGUUUAUUCCGGUUGGUUUCGAUAGAGCAAACGUUGUUUAGGGGUGGGCGGGGCAUAAUGAGCAGGUGGGGCAUAAUGAGCACCUUGUAUUUUCACUGUAAAUCUUCAAAUUUACAAAACAAAUUGCUUAAUUGUAGCUUAAUUAUCUAAAAUCCAAUGAAUUGAUGACGAAACAUUAGUCAAAAAAGCAGUUUACCUUGAAAAGUUAUUCAAAAUGCGUAAAGUGGUCAUGUACCGGAAAAAUAUUAUAAGAAACAGGUGACCUAAAAUAAGGUUUUGGGAAUCGAAAUAACAAUUUUUUUGGGUAUCUAUCAAGUUUCUUGAUAUUCCCUGAGCUAAUGAAAUGUAUUCGUAAAACUUUUCAACUAAUUGUAAAAUUAUUUUGUGGAAAAAUAUGCUUCAAAGAGUUGGUAGUAGGGUGGGGCAAAAUGAGCAACUGGUCAAAAAAUGAUGAAAAUGGUAAACAUCUUCAACCAACGAAUUUUUAUUUUGGUUUUAUUUGUUUUGAUGCAUAUAGUAAGGUUUUGCCAUUAACUUUCAAUUUAUUAGCUUGAAAAUGUCGGUAUCUGUAUAUUAUCACCGUUUAAAAAUUCCUCAAUAGUAGACUCUUUGGAACCCCACAGUUCCCUACAAAUUAAACCCCGUAAUCCCUUCAAAUUCUCAUUGAUUGUUGCCGGUAUGCUUUAUCAUUGACAAGAAUAGUUCAUUAGCAUUUGAUUGUGUCCAAAACUGGGAUUGAUCAUCCUGCCCCACCUAGGGUGCUCAUUUUGCCCCACCCCCAAAACGGAACUCGCAAUUUUAUACGUUUUUAAAAACAUAAAAUUUUACAACAUUUAUAACUUUAUUCGGAAUUUCAACGAUUAGCUUUUAUAAGUUAAGGUUCAAAUGAGGAUUGAACGUUAAAAUUACAUAUUGAUUGCACUUAUUUUACUGGAUUUGGUGGUAAAAUGCUUAAGCUGCUCAUUAUGCCCCGCCUACCCCUACCUACUGGAUCCUGGAGUUCGUUCGUCUUAAGGUAUCGCAAAAUCCUCUUGGUCGCUGUCCAGUGUGGAAGCCCGGAUCACUGCAGAAUGAACUCACCACGCUUACCGCGUGACUGCCCAACACACAUUUUUGCUGUACAAGAGAGGAACAAACCAUUCUUAAGCAAACUUUAGCUUAAGAACUUGUUAUUCAGCUAAUUCUGAUUCUUGGGUGAUGUCUGGCCUCGUGCACUAUGCGAUAAACUGAAGACCUCCAAUGAGUUCGCGAAAUGGAACUUCCUUCACCCUUUAGAGUUUCCCCCUCAUUUUAUGGGCUCAUUGUCUUCUGCAGUCUCUGGUUCGCGUCCAGCGGAGUCGAUACUGGAUUGCAGUCCGUUAUAUUGAAUUUCUUGAGAAAUGAUCCUGAUAACUCACAGCUCCAAAAUCUGCUUGACUUGGCCUAGGUCCUGCAUCUGGAAUUUAUCGCACAACUGCUGCUUCACACAUCGUCAACCAACUCUUGAUGGUAGGAGAACAAAAGAAAGUCGUCAACGUUGCCACCUUCGAUCUAGUAAUACACGCACGUGUCGUAUUUCGAGCGCUUCAGUACCAUCCACUUUAUAGUUUCCGGUCCAGCUUGAUGAGCUACUUGAGGCCGCACAGAGCCUUCUUCAGUCGGCAGACCUUUCUGUGUGCGGCUUCGUUCCGGAACGCCUCCAGUUGCUCCAUGUUUAUCUUCUUACCGUCCAGAUCGCCUUGAAGGCACGCUGUCACAGCGUCCACCUGGUGCACGAUGAGAUACAGCUGCGCGAUGAGAUACGCGUCGUUCGCGCUUCUUUCUCUUCUUCUUUAUGGCUCUAUGUCUCCACUGGGACUUGACCUGUCUCGCUUCAACUUGGUGUUCUUUGAGCACUUCCACAGUCAGGGAUGGGAACACUCACUUACGAAGAGUUACACUCACUUGCUGGGUUCUCAGCUCAGAAGCGUGCAAUCAAGAAACGAUGUAUGAACGACUUUUGCUUUGUGGUGAGUGUAAUUUAUAUUAACCUUGUGGAGAGCUGCCUUCGCAGCUCCCUCACGACUUUAGUAUGCGUGUGCGACCCCUACACAGAAAAAAAUAUUCAUGUAAAAUUCAGCGAGAAAUCAUGCACAUAAAGGGAAUGCUAGAGUUAGUGCAUAUUUACAUGAGAUAUCAUGUAAAAUUACGUUACAAUCGUGUAAAUUUCCGCUAAUAGUCACGUAACCGGUUGGAGUCCAUGAUGGUUUACGCUAUGGUUGGCGGAAAUUUACACGAUGGUAAUGUAAUUUUACAUUAUAUCUCAUGUAAAAGUGCACUAAAUCUAACAUUCCCUUUAUGUGCAUGAUUUCUCGCUGAAUUUUAAUUACAUAUUUUUUUCUGUGUACUCUAUUCGGUAAACAUUUGGGCAAAACCACUAAGCAAAAGUCUUCCAUACAUCGUUUCUUGAUUGCACGCUUCUGAGCUGUGAAAAUUGCAAGUGAAUGUAGCUCUUUCCAAGUGAGUGUUCCCAUUCUUGUCUACAGUUAAUAAUUUGCCUGCCAUUCCAUGAAUUUGUAUAUUGUGAGGCAAGUACAAUGAUACCACCGACGAACUGACGUGGCUAUUGAUCUCAAGGCAUUCGACCAAAACAUAAAACGGUCAAUUUAAAAGCCAGUGAUCACAAAUAUCAAACUGAUAGUGACAUUUGACAAAAUAAAGACGCAAGCAACCACCGUAAGCCUGCUACGUAGUCAAUGGCCCUUUUCUGUUUCUCUUCCAUAUAAGAUUUUCACCUUUCAUUCUUCCGGCAUCCGUGCGAUGUGACCUGCCUAGCAUAGCCUGCCGUGUUUUAUUAGUUUGACAUUACCUAUUCAUUUCUUUAUACAGUUGAUAUAACCCGAAUAUUCUUUGCCGAACUUCACUUUUACAGACACCGUUCUAACAUUUUACUAACAGGAAUAAAAUAACAGCUCAUAUUUUGAAGCAGAGAAUUACAACAGCAAUUGUUACAAAUGUUGCUUUUGGGCCAUUCAAAAUUCGACCAGAACAGACAGAAGCAGAAAGGUUUUAGUUGUCCAGUAUUUUGAACAGUCAAUAUAAAAAAAAACGAACAGCACAGCGAUACUCACGAAACCAUCAAUAAUUGACUUAAUUGUUUCAGUUUGAACUAGGGGGACGCUUUCACACGAUAGCGCAACAUCUACAAACUAAUCGAAUAUAUUGAUAUCAGAGCACUUACUGUUCAUGUUGUUGUUGUAGCCGAACGAGACAAUGUAUCAACUAACUCUAUAGGAAAUAAAUGGAAAGUACCUGACAUUUAGCCGGAUGAAAACAUAACGAGCCACAACCCGCAACGAGACAGUUAGUGGGAGGGAAGCAACUCAGAGCGUGUUAAAUAUUUGGAAGAGUACUGGGAAAACAGAAAGCUAUAGAUAUAUAUUUUUGAAACCCUUUGAAUACCCAGAGCUCAGAAUGAGCACCAAAACGAUGCGAUGGGAGGAACGUAACACACCUUUUUAGCUUUUAAUUUGUCUAGGAUGCUGAAGUGUUAACCGUACCUAGCUGAAAAAAAACGAAACACUAACUUAGAUAACACAUCAAUUAACACGUCCAGAAAAUAGGAAUCGAGCAAACAUUUUCGCAAAUUUGGGAAAUGUGCUUGAGUAGCAUUAAAACUGGUUUCACAUAACCCGAACGGUUAUUGAAUUUACCGGAAUUUGAAUCGCAUUUUGUCCGUUGUACAUCUACGUUUCUUGGUACAACUUAACGAUGUUCUACGGUUUCUUUGGUGGUCGUUUACACGCCCACAAAUCGACGUAGACUUUUGAAAUGGCAAACACACCUGAUUUGCAGAAAGCUUAACUUACCAGUAGAUCAUAGAGACUAGUUAAAUUGAAUGUAUAAAAACUAUUGUAUGGAAAAUGAACUAAUUGUAAAUUUAUGGAGCAAACUAUACGUUUGCAGAAGAUGAAAUAAUGCUACAAAACGAAAUUAUAUAUUACUAAAAUAAAUGGUUUACAUAGACAAAA
Messenger RNA from Aedes albopictus (Asian tiger mosquito), 10075 nucleotides. RefSeq lists its product as uncharacterized. The transcript is spliced from 2 exons. The record is from RefSeq and is a predicted model, not a curated record. Lineage: Eukaryota; Metazoa; Arthropoda; Insecta; Diptera; Culicidae. The coding region runs from base 38 to 1294 and encodes 418 amino acids.